Messenger RNA from Cuscuta epithymum, 950 nucleotides. The record is from the annotation of a GenBank genome assembly. Lineage: Eukaryota; Viridiplantae; Streptophyta; Magnoliopsida; Solanales; Convolvulaceae.
AGAAUUUACCAAACGUAAAAACACGUCCAAAACAAACACCAGCUUCAUUCUUCCAAAUAAAAAAUCAAAAGCUCUAAAUUCUUUCGCUGGGUUGUAACCUGCAAACAAAGUGUUUGGCUAAACGCCCUUUAUUUACUGUGUGUACCUUUUCCACUGCAAACAAAGGUUAGAAUACACCUAUUUUCUGGUAUUCAUAACGCCAAGGGAUGGAGUUCACAACUUGUCUUAAAUCCAACUUUAACCAACUAUCAACUUUUCUACACCAACCGAUUAAUCGCCAGAACACUCACUAUCGCCGUUUUUUAGCUUCGCUCUACACUAUGACUGCUAAAUCUAUGCACUGCAGAGCCACUGCCGAAAUGCAAAGCAAGAGCGGCUCAUUUGGAACCAUCGAAAAGGUCAAACCAAUCUCUGGUGAUCAUUCCUCUGAUCUGGCAUUAUCAAGUUUAGCAGCUCUAUGCCCAUUAGAUGGCCGCUAUUGGGAUAAAGUUAAGGAUCUGGUUCCAUUCAUGAGCGAGUAUGGCCUCAUUCGCUUUCGAGUCCUAGUUGAGGUUAAAUGGUUGCUAAAGCUUUCAGAAAUUCCUGAAAUCCCUGAAGUUCCUAGUUUUUCUUUGGGAGCAAAAUCUUAUCUGCAUGGCUUGAUUGAUGGAUUUAGCUUGAAUGAUGCAAUGGAAGUCAAGGAAAUUGAGAAAGUAACUAACCAUGAUGUUAAAGCAGUGGAGUAUUUUCUUAAACAAAGAUGCCAAUCACAUGGAGAAAUUGCUAAGGUGCUUGAAUUUUUCCAUUUUGCGUGCACUUCUGAGGACAUCAACAAUCUAGCACAUGCAUUAAUGCUAAAAGAAGCUAUUAAUAGUGUUAUAUUGCCAGCCAUGGAUGAGCUGAUUACUGCAAUCACUGACAUAGCCACAUAUACUGCACAUGUCCCAAUGCUUUCUAGGACCCAUGGGCAG